Messenger RNA from Thalassophryne amazonica, 837 nucleotides. Its product is annotated as antigen WC1.1-like. Gene Ontology annotation, cellular component: membrane. The transcript has 5 exons. The record is from RefSeq and is a predicted model, not a curated record. NCBI's taxonomy places the organism in Eukaryota, Metazoa, Chordata, Actinopteri, Batrachoidiformes, Batrachoididae. Bases 1 to 837 code for a protein of 278 amino acids.
AUGUGUUACAGUUUGGACUACCAGUCAAAGAGUCGAGCCCCAGAAUGCAGACCUGUGUGGAGGAUCAGAUCUCAGUGUAUUGAGUCUGGAUCUGCACUGAGGGAAUGUGAGACAUCUUCAGUUUUUUCUUCCUUCAGCCAUCACAUCACCUGUUCAGAAUCUGUCAGACUUGUUCAUGGGUCCAGUCUGUGUUCAGGCAGACUGGAGGUGAAGUUGAACCAGUCCUGGUCCUCAGUGUGUGAAGAUGACUUUGACCAGCAGGAUGCACAGGUGGUCUGCAGGGAGCUGGGCUGUGGACCUCCUUCAGUCCUCCAGGGGGCGCUAUAUGAAGAAAUAGAGCCUCCAAAGUGGACCAAAGAGUUCCUGUGUGGAGGAAAUGAGUCUGGUCUUUUGGCCUGUGGAAGCUCAGGUUCAGACAGAAACUCCUGCUCACCUGGUAAAGCUGUUGGACUCACCUGCUCAGAGCCUGUUAGGUUGGUGGGAGGAGCCAGUCGAUGUGCUGGUAUAGUGGAGGUUAAAGUCCAGGAAGAAUGGAGGCCAGUGGUGGACUAUGGCUGGACCCUAAAGACAGCAGAUGUGGUGUGUCGAGAUCUCGACUGUGGUUCUGCUGUUUCUACAAAAAGGAGAGAUGUUUCCUCACACAGACCUGUGUGGAGGAUCAGAUCUGAGCUUAUUGAGUCUGGAUCUGCACUGAGGGAAUGUGAGACAUCUUCAGCUUUUUCUUCCUCCAGCCAUCAGAUCAUCUGUUCAGGCGUGUGUGAGAUUAUCCGCAGCUGGAGGCUGAGUCGGUGGAACCGAGGAGGAGACGACGGUUUUCGCUCCUCACCGGAUAAGUAA